ACUCUUUCCCAAAUCGAUUGUUGGCGACAACGAUAGAAAGCUGAGAAAGUAGUCGAAAUAUAACUUAUUUUAGCUAAUUGUUUUUUAGUUUUCUCGUCGGAAGAUAAAUAGUUACCACCUCCAGCGUCUUCCUGCGCUGCCUCAGGAAACUAAACCGUCUCGUCACCGCAAGCAGCACAACUUGAAGCAGCCAAGCGUCAUUCCCCCCCGGAUCAAACUCGGUCCCGCCGUUCUCCUUCCCACUGCUUGUUCACCAUCCUCGAUCUCCCCUCUUAGACCUUAACAAACUCCAUAACAGCAUACAUACAUAACCCAUCAUGAACUGGUUGAAGCAGACCGUUGCCAACGUCGCAGGCACCCGGGAGCCCAUCUAUGGCCCCAGUGCCAUCCAGUCGGUCACGCAGCAGGCGCAGGAGGUCCCUUUUAGGGAACUGAUCAAGGACGACCUCAAAUGGCGAGCCUACCAGCACACCAAUGUCGAGACGCAGACUUUCUACAUCAUGGCCGACAACGGCGUAUUGGCCAUGGUCCAAGUCAUCUAUAGCAACGUUGCAGGCAUCCACACCACGUGCCAGUUCAAUUCCAAGAUCUUUGCGACCAACGGCGAUGCCCCCCACAUCUGGCAUUCCGAUGGCCUGCACAACCAUCUCUUCGAUGAGAGCAUGCUCUCCUUCGGGGCCGACAACCUGGCUCUCACCUUGAACGAGGCUGGGGAUUCCUACACCAUCAAGUCUGCUGUCAACGAGGACAGCUUGGUCAACAUCACCUUUACCCGGACUGCUCCCGGCUUCCUGGUUGGAAAGGAUGGAACUUCGUACUUCGGCACAGACCACAAGCACCCAUGGGGAUCCAUGCAUCAUUCCUUCUGGCCCCGCUGCAAGGUGGAAGGAACCAUCACCACCAAGGAGAAGACCUACGACGUGACCGGCCGCGGUCUCUUCAUCCACGCUUUGCAGGGAAUGAAGCCUCACCAUGCUGCUGCGAAAUGGAACUUUGUCAACUUCCAGACCCCAACGUACUCCGCUGUCAUGAUGGAGUUCACCACCCCGCGUUCGUAUGGCUCCACUGUCGUCAACGUUGGAGGCGUAGUGAAGGAUGGCGAGAUCAUCUGCGCGGGCGCCACCAAUACUGCGAAGCACAUCGAGGUCAGCCAAGACACGGAAAAUGACUGGCCCGAGCCGAAGACGGCCAGGUUCGUCUGGGAUGGCAAGACCAAGGACGACAAGCCUUUCCAUGCGGAGGUUGAAGGCUCCUUGGGCACCAGACUGGAUCGUGUCGAUGUCAUGGCUGAGGUGCCGGGUUUCAUCAAGGCCAUUGCAGGCAGUGUUGCUGGAACCAAGCCAUACAUCUACCAAUAUGCCUCUCGGGAUGAGCUUUCCCUGAAGGUCAAAGCUGGUGACGAGGAGAUCACCGAGCCCGGUACUCUGUUCAUGGAGGCCACCUUCAUUUCGUGAAAGAUAUAAUAGAUGACCGUGGAUUAUCCCUCGUUUCAGGGAUCCACAAUGACACUUGAUGGCGUUCUGAGUGCGUCCUUUCUGAUGAGCCGACGAGCCACUAUACUCGCUCUUUUUUUUUUCUGGUUGGGGAAACCGAAUCAUCUCUCUUUGGGAAAGAGGGGCUGCUAGAGAUCAUUAAGAAUGUUUAAUAUUCGCCUUCUUUUUCCCUUUUUACUUAUUUAUCUGUUUAUCCGUUUGAUGGAAAUAUUUUACGCAUG
Molecule: messenger RNA, 1714 nt
Organism: Paecilomyces variotii
Lineage: Eukaryota; Fungi; Ascomycota; Eurotiomycetes; Eurotiales; Thermoascaceae
Product: oxidative stress survival, Svf1-like protein
Exons: 5
Coding region: 318-1454 (378 amino acids)
Biological process (GO): response to oxidative stress
Cellular component (GO): cytoplasm
Source: RefSeq, a predicted model, not a curated record